AUGAUGAUCAUGGAGCCUUCAUCCUCUGACCUGAGCACUAUGGAGAGUAGUAGUAGUACUGGUGGUUUGAAUAAUAACGGUUCACCCAUUCCUCCUUCUCGACCUCUGGCUCGAAGGCUCUCCAUGUUGAACCAUCCUUCCUCAAUGGAACGAAAAAGCAGUGAAUCCAACAUGAUCAUCCGAAAGAAUAAGCAUCACAGUAUUGCAGGAUCAAGCCUGAUCAUUAGCUCUCCAUCCGCUCUUAAGACAACAACAACAACAUCCUCUUCUCCUCAAUCUCCUUCAUCCUCAACUUCACCCACCUCUCCUCAUGGAAUGAUUUCUUUCAAGAACAUGAACAAUUCUCCACGAGGAGGAGCAACAAAACCAAGCCCAUCGGUGGUCAUGUUCCAUACACCGUCUUCACCCUCAUCCAAUGCUGUAACGACUACGACUUCGCCCUCAAUAACCACCUCACUUCCACCCCUUGUUCCUCCACCUCGAAGCUCUUCUCUUCCUCCUCUCUAUAUGAAUACAUCGACGAUGGCAACCUCAUUCUCCAAUGCUUCAUCGAAUGGCGCUGCAGAGAAUGACGGAGGAGUCUCUCCCUCUUCUCCAUCUUCCCAAUCAAGCGUGGAGAGUAGUUCUGUUCACUCAGUUUCGAGUCCACGCGAACAGCUCAUAGCAUCGGCUGUAGUAACGCCCUCAAUCGUGAAUCGAAAACGCUCUUCAGGCUCCUUUGGUUUGGUCAUGGAACAAUUAUCGACAACAGGCUCGCCUAUUUCGCCCAAUCCGUCGCUUGAGUUGCAUGGUCGAACGAGAAUGAGAAUUGAUUUAGAAAAUCCCACUUCCAAUACCACUCCUGAUAACAAGAAACUUUCGAGGUUAUUGAAUAGGAGAAACUCGUUUGCAAUGAAUGGAACUCCUGGAUCAACAAAUUCUACUGGGUCUCCAUCGCCGAUUGUGGUUUCACACAACGAGGGAAAUGGCAGCAGCAAUGCCAAUAAUUUAUCGCCUCGAAAUUAUAAUACGCACUUGCAUCCCCAUCAUUUACAUAUUUCAAAGAGUGAUUCUGAGCUCAUGGAUUCAACCAAUGAUGGGUCCUCUCCAAAAGAACAUUCAGAACGCCUGCCCAUUCUCGUUCAUCACCACUCUCUGCGUUCUAAGGGAGAGAAGGACUUCAACAACAUUUUCGGAGAGAACGAGCAGGCCAUGAAAGAAAUGGAACAGUUUUCACAGAUGCAAAGCUCCCCACGUCUCAUGUCGGCAAGAAUAUCUACUGGUAUGAGUGGAAUUUCAUCACCUCGAAAUGGGGAAGCAGUUACGAACAGUGGAUCUUCCCUUGUGACCUCCACUUCCUCUCCUGCCUCAAAGAAGCCCUCCUUCGAUAGGCUUGUUUCAUCCUUUGCAGAAAUACAGGAUCAAAGGAAAGAACUUAAAAAAGAUCCACAAUUUCAAGAGCACAUGAAAGAGUUUUCGACACAUGUUCGAGCUUACAACACCCGAUGUAUUUUAAAUGAGCAGGAAAUUCUCGAAUUUAUAAGCGAUAAACGAGACUUCCCCGACGAGCUCGAUCCCAAUAUUCUCUCCAAGGCGAGUGACAAGGAUGUCAAGUGGUAUGUGACAACAUUGGGAGAAAAAACGGUCAACAUGCUCUGUGAAUGGAAGCAUCGUCUCAAUUACUUGGAAAGCGAAUGUAAGGACGUUCAGGAUUUUUCAGAAAUGAAGCAAAAGAUUGAACAUAACAUUAAGCAAAUGAAAGAGACGUUGGGAAGUGUCUCAUCGGUGACUGCAGCUGAACACUUUUUGGAAAUGGAUUCCGACAUUAAACUUUUGCAAGAUGAGGAAUCAAAACCGUCACCACCUAUCCCACUAAGGAAAGGAAGAUCAAAAUCAUUGAUCUCCAAUUUUUCAAGCAGCUCAAAACCCAAGAAUAAGUAA
Molecule: messenger RNA, 1920 nt
Organism: Naegleria lovaniensis
Lineage: Eukaryota; Heterolobosea; Eutetramitea; Acrasida; Naegleriidae
Exons: 1
Coding region: 1-1920 (639 amino acids)
Source: RefSeq, a predicted model, not a curated record